Messenger RNA from Hylaeus volcanicus, 5764 nucleotides. RefSeq names its product Golgi-specific brefeldin A-resistance guanine nucleotide exchange factor 1 (gene garz). Lineage: Eukaryota; Metazoa; Arthropoda; Insecta; Hymenoptera; Colletidae. The record is from RefSeq and is a predicted model, not a curated record. The coding region runs from base 169 to 5706 and encodes 1845 amino acids. Gene Ontology annotation, molecular function: guanyl-nucleotide exchange factor activity. The transcript has 14 exons. Gene Ontology annotation, biological process: regulation of ARF protein signal transduction.
AACGAUCGCGGGCCGAGGUUGAUCAGUUGUUGUACGUCUCCUUAGAGAGACAAGUUGGUGAUUAUCGUGUUGGAAGUGUUCUCUUGACACUUGACGUUACGAAUUAUCGAAUUGCUUGUAAGGUUUCUUCGGAAUGAAAAUGGUGUAAGAACGAGUAUUGCAAGGAAGAUGAGCAGGAUCGCGAAAAUGGCCUGUCCGGGAGGUGGCUUGUACGUCGUCGAAGGCGAAGUCUGCCUCCUGUUGACAGCUAUGAGACGAGGUGCACGAUGGUCCUCGCACUCCCAUCAGGACGACGAUCAGGACACUCUCGUGAAAGGUUUAACCACCUUGAAGGAGGCACUGCACGAAGCUAAAGAUUUGUCUCAAUUAGAACCAGGAGUGUUCCUAGCUCCGUUCCUAGAAAUUAUCAGAUCCGAAGAAACAACAGGACCUGUUACUAGCCUUGCAUUGUCUGCAGUUAAUAAAAUGAUAUCUUAUGGUCUUAUUGAUCACGAUCAUCCUGCGAUAGCACAAUGCGUAGAGGCUGUAGCUGAUGCUGUUACACACGCAAGGUUUGUUGGAACCGAUGCAUCAGGAGAUGGCGUUGUUUUAAUGAGAAUACUACAAGUUUUGAGAGCCCUCAUGUUAUCACCAGCUGGAGACUAUCUUUCAAAUGAAAGUAUUUGUGAAAUUAUGCCAAGCUGUUUUAGGAUAUGUUUCGAGACACGUCUUAGUGAAUUAUUGAGAAGAACAGCUGAACAUUGUUUGAGGGACAUGGUGCAACAUCUUUUCACUCGAUUACCACAGUUUGCAGAUGAUACAAGAGUUCUAUUAAAUAUGAAAAAAAUGAGAACAGACAAUAUGGAAAAUACUCGUAGUAAAAAUAGAAGAAAUAAGAAUCAUUUGAAGCAAAAGGUAAAACCAAAUCUAAAUGACAUAGAUGAUACUGAAACUCCACUUUUGAGUUCUGCUGAUAAGGUGAAUGCAGGUCAUUUGGCAACAACACCUAUUGCUCCUGUAGGAAAUAUAGUUGAUAUGCAGGGUCCCUUGGAUCAUGGAACUGUUGAAAAAAUAGAAGAGGAAAAGAAUGAUUCUAAAGAUAAGAGUGAGAAAGAUAUAAAUGAAAAAAAUGAAAACGCGAAACAGGAAGAUGAUUUAGAUGUUAAUAAGAAAGUAGAAGAUGGAACAGAUGUAAACAAUAAACUGGAAGAUGGUACAGAUCUAAAGAAGAAAGUAGAAGAUGAAACAGAUACAAAGGCAAGCAAAGAAACAGAGAAAAGUACAAAUACCUCGAUAGAAAAAGAACAAGUUUCCCAUGAGGAAAAUAAGAGUAUUGAAAAAGAAGAUACGGAUGAACAGAAUCAUUCCAAGGAAACACCUCCGGUUAAAAUAGAAGAUCAAGUUGAAAAUCAAUCGGUUGGCGAUGACAAAAAUAUUGAUUUAAUAGCAUCUCCAGCGGGAAGUAUAGAAGAUUUAUCGAUAGAUGAAAGUACAAGUAGCACGUAUAAAGCGUCUAAAGUUAAAGAAUCUGAGCAAGUCGAAGAGUACGUCAAUGCUCAAGGAGUUCGUUUCACCCCACUACAGCAAUUAGCGCCGUACGGUGCUCUAUGCAUUCGCGAAUUAUUUCGAUUCCUUGUCUCUUUGUGUAGCCCUCUCGAAAAACAAAAUAAUGAAGUUAUGAUGCAUCUUGGACUGAGUUUAUUGCAAGUAGCCUUAGAAAUCGCUGCUGAUGCUCUUUCCAACUUUCCGUCGUUGCUCGCGCUCGUGAAAGAUGAUCUUUGCAGAAAUCUUAUUCUGCUUCUUGGCACAGAUCGAUUAUCGAUCCUUGCGGCGGACUUGCAAGUAUCGUUUUUAUUAUUCGAAUCUCAAAGAGAACAUUUAAAAUUCCAAAUGGAGCAUUACAUAACGAAAUUGAUGGAAAUAGUAAAUUCUGACUCGAAUAGGAUAUCGUAUGAUCAACGAGAAUUAGCUCUCGAAGCCAUAGUAAGAUUAUGGCGAAUACCCGGAUUACCUGCGGAACUCUAUCUAAAUUACGACUGCGGUUUGUAUUCUACCAAUUUGUACGAGGAAUUAAUGAAGCUUCUGUCGAAGAACGCAUCCGCAUUGAUGGGCAAUAUGUAUAAUAUGCAAUUCAUUUCUUUGGAUGCCAUAAUAAUGUUGAUUUCUGGGAUGGAAGUCAGGUGCAAAGGUUAUAAAGAAUUAUGCAAGCCAUCGCGGCAUAAUGCUUCGCCGAAUCUUCCAACGCGAGAGGAACUGCUCGCUAUAAAGUCAAACAAGCGAUGGUUGGUGCUUGGUACUGAAAAGUUCAACGAGAAUCCACGAGAAGGAAUCGCUAAACUUACGGAACACAAUCUAUUAGGUGGUAGUCCAGGUAAUCCCGAUCCAGAAAAAGUGGCGAAAUUUUUAAAGGAAAAUCCUGGACUUGACAAGAAGGCUAUCGGCGAGUACAUUAGCAAAAAAGAAAAUAAAAACGUUUUGAAUUGUUUCGUUCAUAAUUUCGAUUUGAGAAACACCCGAAUCGAUCAAGCUCUACGACUUUAUCUAGAAUCUUUUAGACUUCCUGGCGAGGCGCCAUUGAUCUCUUUGUUGCUCGAAAAGUUCGCGGAACAUUGGCACGAUAGUAACGGCAAACCGUUUACUUCGGCUGAUGCAGCGUUUACCUUGGCGUACGCUGUAAUCAUGUUGAAUGUUGAUCAGCACAAUUACAACGUGAAGCGACAGAAUAACCCAAUGAACGCGGAUGCGUUUAAAAGGAAUUUGAAGAAGGUUAACGACGGUGCUGAUUUCGAUCAAGACAUGCUCGAUGAAAUAUAUACCUCCAUUAAGAGCGAGGAAAUCGUAAUGCCAGCUGAACAGACCGGGUUGGUGAAAGACAAUUACUUAUGGAAAGUGUUGUUGCGCAGAGGAGCUGGACCCGAGACGACCUAUUUAAAAGUUGGAAACGCUGGCGAAUUCGUAGACAAAGAGCUAGCCGAGCAAGCCUGGGCACCUAUCAUCAGUGCGCUUUGCAGAGCGUACGACAAAGCACCCGACAGGUCUUUGCAACGCCGAGUCGCGGAUACGUUCCUCCGUUGCGCCUCCAUUAGUGCUCAUUACGGCAUGAGCAGCGAUUUAGAUACCCUCGUGGUCAGUUUAUGCAAAUUCACGGGGCUCGCUACCGGCGCUGAACCCGACCAAGUGGUCAUGCAUCUUGGUCGUAGCGGCAAGUGUCAGCUAGCCGCGCGAACUCUAUUCAAAAUCUCUCGCAUGCACGGAGACGCGAUGAGAGCCUCGUGGAAGAACAUCGUCGACUGUCUGCAAUCGUUGUACAAAGCAAGACUGUUACCAAAGAGUCUGAUCGAGGGGGAGGAUUUCAUAGAUCCAUCGGGAAAGGUAUCUCUGCUUCGGGAACCGACUGCGCCGAAGGCACCGCCGGUCGACCAAGGGAUAUUCUCCAGUUUGUAUUCCUACAUAGCUCUGGAUACCUCGCGGAUGUCUCAUCCCGCGGAGGCAACCGCGAGGAAGAAAGCCACAGAGUUCGUCGCCACUUGCAAUCUCAAACAGAUCAUAGAGGAGAGCAAGUUCUUGCAGGUUGAGUCUCUCCGUUCCCUCAUCGGUGCUCUGGUGUUCACGAACUUGAACGAUGAAGACGUGUCGGUGUUCCUGUUGGAGUUGUUGCUAGAGGUAACCAUUCAGAAUCGCGACAGAGUGAUGUGCAUUUGGCCGAUAGUGCAGGCGCACCUAGAUGGCCUGUUGACAACGGCUGCGCGAGAAAAUCACCCUUAUCUUCUAGAAAGGGUGGCCGUUGGAAUGCUAAGGCUAGCGAUUCGAUUGUUGCGAGGAGAGGAAUGCGCGUGGACUGUCUUACUUCCUUUGUUACCUUUGACUCAUCUGCCGUCUGCGACUACCGCACCCCUCGCACGUCAAAUUGCAUACGGUUUAUUCGAACUGUUGAAAACUGGUGCCGCCAACAUUCAUAGCACAGAGGAUUGGAGAGUGGUGUUCAGUCUGUUAGAAUGCGCAGGCGCUGGCGCGUUGUCGCCGAAGCAGUCGAACACGGUUUUAGACGAAGCCACCAAUGCCAGAACGUCGAUGUUGGAUCCUAGGCCCAUCAGUCCCGUGCCCGAAUGGGCGUUAAUGUCUCCUACGGGAACGGAGGCACCUCUGCCAGUUGCCGCUGACACGAUAGUUUUCGAUCGCGACCUGCUACCGCACGAUCCUGCCGCCCUCGCCAAGUGUUGCGAAAGCUUGACGUUUCUAGUCAGAGACGUGGCGCACGUCACUCCGUUCAACUUCGAGUUGUGCAUCCGUUGCGUGAGGACUUUUGCCGAAGCGGUACUUCAGUGUACGGGAAAACGAAGCAGAGUGCACAACACGGCGGAAGAACCCGCCAGCUAUCAGCAGAGUCCACUUCAGCUAUUAGAUUUGAUGUAUACGUUGCACACCAGAACCGCUCAAGUAUUUCGAUGGUGGGCAGAAGAGGGUAACGCCAUGGAAGGAGUGUCCCUAUGGCCGCAGGCAUGGAGGCCUCUAUUGCAAGGUAUCGCAAGAUUAUGCUGCGAUGCUCGCAGGCCAGUUCGUACCGCGGCCAUAACGUAUCUUCAGAGCACGUUGCUCGCCCACGAUUUAGCUCAAUUAUCCGCGGUGGAGUGGUCUCAGUGUCUAGAACAGGUACUGUUCCCUCUGCUGGCUCAACUACUAGGACCGAUAACGUCGAACGAUCCUCUCGGCGUGGAAGAGACGAGAGUCAGGGCGGCGAUGCUACUGUCCAAAGUCUUUCUUCAUCACUUGACUCCUCUGCUGAGCCUUCCCGGGUUCUUACCUCUCUGGCUCACCGUUCUAGACUUGCUCCGAGCCUAUAUGCACGCGGACAACAGUGAGCUUCUCUUCGAAGCUAUACCUGAGUCAUUAAAGAACAUGUUACUGGUGAUGUCAUCCGCUAACGUGUUAGCCCCCGAUUCUAAUCUGUGGGCGCCCACUUGGAGAACAAUCGAUGGCUUUUUACCUUACUUGAAAGAUGAACUUUUCCCCGAACCCCCUCCGCUUCCGCCGCCAUUGCAGACACAGCAAACUUCGCAAGUCAUCAGUCUGGUGGAGCAGCAGCAACCUUCGUUCCCUGGAUCCAUAGCGCCUCAGCCAGAAACCGCGUCAGUCGAUCAAACGGAACAUUCGCCGUGUCAAGAAAUAGAGACAUCUGUGCUCGCUAACGAAACUCCGAAUUCUAGCCCAACGAACAAUCUCAUACCCAUCUCGAUACCUCUGGCGCCCUUGUCGUUCGAGAACAAAGAAUCGCAACAGGUGAUCACACUGGUGAAUCAACAGCCUCCAAGCGUUUCGAGUCCAGUCGCUGUGCAACCAGCCGCGCAACAAGUGUUCGACGUAUACCAACCAAUCGACCACGCGAACAUCGAACCUCUAGACCAAAAACUACGGUCAACAACAAAAGAAGAGGAUCUCGAGCGAUUACCAAAGAUUAGUCAGAAUAACAAGCAGGAUCACGAUGUCCUGGCUAAGUACGAAGAAUGGAGGCAACAGCAUCUGGAUGGCUCGCCGUUGCACCAGAACUCUGUGCAACACUUACUGUAUAAGCAGGAACCGCAAGAUGUCGGAGCAGUGAACUCUUCGCACCGCGAGAACUCGUCCGAGACGACAGCUGUAGAUUCUACGGCGGCGACGAUGUUUAAUUCUGCGGCAUAUUUUAGCGAGGAUCCCGCGGCGGAUCGACUAUUCGCCGUGACUAAUCCUUGACCACUGUACAUUCGUUAUGUAUAUUGUAUGAUAUAAAUAUUUCUAUGGAACACGAAAA